UGUAUAGACACACACACACUAACACAUAAACACGAAUGCACUCAUUAUAAACAUUCAACGAUAACAAUGAAAGGAGUAACAGUGUUUUCAUAAAGUGUCGAUGUUCCAUUGUGUCUCAGCUCUCCUCAGAGAACCUCACAGACGUUCUCCGAGCUCUCGUCCUCAGUUAGAGAUUUAUUCUGCGUCUGGAGUCUCCAUCGCCAGCUUCCCGUGGAAGAGUGGUCCGGUGGUCCACUUGGGUUGGACGGUUAAUGAUGAGCUGUUGUGUAUUCAGGAGGACGGAUCAGUUCUGAUCUACGAUCUGUUCGGAUCCUUCAAGAGACACUUCAGUAUGGGACAGGAAGUGGUCCAGAGUCAGGGCCCCGUUCCUCGUACGUGGUUCAACUAAGUCGAUCAAAUGUCCUAUUAGCAGCCUAAAUUAACGAGAUGAUUGAAGUCAGGCUAUCUCGGUUUCUCCAAGGCUGAUCCUCUCAAACAGUCUCGUUAAUUGGAACCAGACGAUCAGGAUCAG
This is a messenger RNA of Anarrhichthys ocellatus (wolf-eel), 511 nucleotides long. RefSeq names its product vacuolar protein sorting-associated protein 16 homolog. The transcript has 3 exons. Gene Ontology annotation, molecular function: actin binding. NCBI's taxonomy places the organism in Eukaryota, Metazoa, Chordata, Actinopteri, Perciformes, Anarhichadidae. The record is from RefSeq and is a predicted model, not a curated record. The coding region runs from base 101 to 388 and encodes 95 amino acids. Gene Ontology annotation, biological process: vacuole fusion, non-autophagic; endosomal transport; intracellular protein transport. Gene Ontology annotation, cellular component: lysosomal membrane; HOPS complex; cytoplasm.